AUGGAAUUAGCUGAUCCAUCGUUUGAUAUACCAAACAGAAUAGAUAUUCUUUUAGGUGCUGUGGUAUAUAGCCAGAUCUUGUUGGAAGGUUUGAUCAGAGGUUCUUCCGGCUCUGUCGUUGCACAUCACACAAGACUCGGUAUGAUCUUAUCUGGUAAAAUACACAGCGAAAACCAAGAAAUCAACCAUGGCGAGACGUGUCUCAAUGUAGUAAACCUACAUUUAGCUCAAUCAAAUGAGAACGAGCUUCUCAAAAAGUUUUGGGAGCUAGAGUCUGAACCAUCCUUUGAUAGGACUAAACACUUAACUCUAGAAGAGAAAAGUUGUGAGGAACUUUUUAUUAAAACUACUAGACGCGAUGAGUCUGAAAAAUGUUUGUUGAGAACACCCGAUCUCAAAACUGAGUAUUCCAAGGUCUUGGAGGAGUACCUCAGUCCGGACCAUGCAGAAGUGGUAAAACCAAGUGAAGUGGUAAAAAAAGGAGUAGUAAGUAUAUCUACCCACCACGCCGUGGUUCGUCAAGAUAAGUCUACAACUAAGGUUCGCAUGGUGGUUGACGCGUCAUGUACCGAUUCUAAUGGAAUAUCACUGAAUAGUGAAUUAAUGGCGGGUCCUACGCUCAAACCAGAAUUGCGACAUUUGAUUAUGCGAUGGCGGUGCUACCCGAUCGCUCUUGUGGCCGACAUUGUUAAAAUGUAUCGGCAGAUAAAGGUAGCUGAUGAAGUCGUAAAUUUUCAACCCCCACUUCUUGCUGUUCGGUGUCUCCAGCAGCUAGUCAACGACGAGGGUUCUGAAUUCCCAUUAGCGGUCUCUAGAGUCCUUAGUCAAUUUUAUAUGGAUGACUUGAUGACCGGCUGUCAUUCCAUAGCUGAAAUUACUACUUUGUUUAAACGUGGAGGAUUUCCACUUCAGAAGUGGUCAAGUAAUAGCAAGGACUUACUGAAGGUAAUAAAAAAUGAGGCUGAUGAUGUAAACCAGAAUUUGGAACUAAAUACCGACGACGUUAUAACGAUUUUCGGUCUGAAAUGGAAUAGAGAAGCUGACGAAUUUCGUUUUACGGUCGAUCUACCUAUUUUGCAAGCUCUUGUAACAAAACGAAAGAUGAUAAUGCUCGUCUCUACGAUCCUUUGGGGUGGAUAG
Hyposmocoma kahamanoa is the source of this 1140-nucleotide messenger RNA. RefSeq lists its product as uncharacterized. Lineage: Eukaryota; Metazoa; Arthropoda; Insecta; Lepidoptera; Cosmopterigidae. The record is from RefSeq and is a predicted model, not a curated record. The coding region runs from base 1 to 1140 and encodes 379 amino acids. The transcript is spliced from 3 exons.